This is a messenger RNA of Anguilla anguilla (European eel), 2205 nucleotides long. RefSeq names its product guided entry of tail-anchored proteins factor 3, ATPase (gene get3). NCBI's taxonomy places the organism in Eukaryota, Metazoa, Chordata, Actinopteri, Anguilliformes, Anguillidae. Gene Ontology annotation, molecular function: ATP hydrolysis activity; ATP binding. The record is from RefSeq and is a predicted model, not a curated record. Gene Ontology annotation, biological process: post-translational protein targeting to endoplasmic reticulum membrane. The coding region runs from base 33 to 1058 and encodes 341 amino acids. The transcript has 7 exons. Gene Ontology annotation, cellular component: GET complex.
CAGUUUGGUACAAGCCUAUUUCCUUUCUCAAGAUGGCAGCUUCAGUAGAAGAUGAAUUUGAAGAUGCACCUGAUGUGGAGCCACUGGAGCCGACAUUAAAAAACAUAAUUGAACAGAAAUCCUUGAAAUGGAUUUUCGUUGGGGGGAAAGGUGGUGUUGGGAAAACGACGUGCAGUUGCAGUUUGGCUGUACAGUUGGCAUCGGUGAGAGAGAGUGUGCUCAUCAUUUCCACGGAUCCAGCCCACAACAUCUCUGACGCUUUUGAUCAGAAAUUCUCCAAAGUGCCAACAAAGGUCAAGGGCUAUGACAACCUCUUUGCUAUGGAGAUAGAUCCCAGUCUGGGCGUGGCAGAACUGCCGGAUGAGUUCUUUGAAGAGGACAACAUGCUGAGCAUGGGGAAGAAGAUGAUGCAGGAGGCCAUGAGUGCUUUCCCAGGCAUUGAUGAAGCCAUGAGCUACGCUGAGGUCAUGAGGUUAGUAAAAGGAAUGAACUUCUCAGUGGUGGUGUUCGAUACUGCCCCUACUGGCCACACGCUGCGCCUGCUCAAUUUCCCCACGAUCGUGGAACGGGGGCUCGGCCGCCUGAUGCAAAUCAAGAACCAGAUUAGCCCCUUCAUCUCUCAGAUGUGUAACAUGCUGGGGCUGGGGGACAUGAACGCGGACCAGCUGGCCUCCAAGCUGGAGGAGACGCUGCCGGUCAUCCGCUCGGUCAGCGAGCAGUUCAAGGACCCGGAGCAGACCACCUUCAUCUGCGUGUGCAUUGCUGAGUUCCUGUCGCUGUACGAGACCGAGCGGCUGAUCCAGGAGCUGGCCAAGUGCCGCAUCGACACGCACAACAUCAUCGUCAACCAGCUGGUCUUCCCCGACUCCGACCGGCCCUGCAAGAUGUGCGAGGCCCGCCACAAAAUCCAGUCCAAAUAUCUGGACCAGAUGGAGGAUCUGUAUGAGGAUUUCCACAUCGUCAAACUGCCCCUGUUGCCCCAUGAGGUACGAGGGGCCGAUAAGGUCAACACCUUCUCCAAGCAACUUCUGGAGCCUUACAAGCCCCCCUCCAAGUGACCCCACCUUCCCCUUCACCCUACCUCAGUCUCCCACACCCCCCCCCACCAUGGAACAGCUACGCCUUCGUCAAACAUCCAAACAGCUACACGUUUCACUCAAGUCAAGAACACUUGGAUUUCACUCUACCAAUGGUGCAGGGGGACUCUGGCAGGCGCAGAAUACCAGCCUCUUUUCCUCUUGGGUCCCCUUGUCCUCACAGUCAGUAUUGCAAUAGGGAGAAAAAUGUCAUCAGGGAGAAAGAUGCCAUCUUCAAAGUUCUGUUCAGCUGAGCUGUCAUUUUCUGAAUGAAUCUUUUUGCUCUUAACCUUUUUUGCUGUUUGAUGGUUAUAUGCAUCUUGCUUUCGGUUCUCGGACCUAAUUUAUAGUAAUGUAAUUAUUGACAGCAGUUCCACAGAGUAAUAAACAAGGUGUUGAAUUCCACUGAGCCCAGCGAGAGAGCCCUGAUUGACAUUGAGAGUGGCUGAAAGAGCAGUGAGGGUAGCAGAUGUGAUCUGGUUGGUUUAAGGGGGAGGAUUCCAGCCCGAUUGUGGGAGAGCAUUUAUUCCUCUUGUUCUAAAUCUAUUCCGCCCUGCAUCCAUCUUUGCGACUCACUUACUAGCCAAUGGCAGCCAAGGUUUUUGGAAGGCUGGUGUUUGGGUCCUUUCUUGCAGAAUUUCUCCUCUGUAUGAAUCUUAAAGUUUUUUUUUGUAAGUGCCGCUGUUGUUUUUCCUCUCUUUCUUUCUCCAUAAUCUGCUGUGCUUAGGUCUCAUAUUGGCUCAUUUUCUUUCUGUUGAUUUGCCUGCCUUUAGACUAUUCUGCAUCCAGCCAGCAGGUUUAACACACGGAUGCACACUGGCACAAGGAAGCUUCCUGCUCAGUGAACAGCCAGCUUGUCUGACUUAAUCAGGGUCCCAUUCUGUAUUAUACUGCUUUUCAGUGAAUCAGGGAGAAAACUGCUGUGCCACAAAACUGUCCUCGAACUCACUAGUGUUACAUGUGUAGUGAGGACCGUUAAUUUAAUUGCAAAUAAUUAACUUUUUUUUUCCAUCUUCUUUAGCAAAGAUCUAUUGCCACUUGGUUAUGUUCCUUUUUAUAGAAGCAAAAGUACUUAUAAAAGAACUGUGUUACAGAAAUAUUAAAGCAAAACGCUGAACUUGCAUGUCGA